AUGGACUCAGUACGACCCAAAGCACCGAAAGCAUCAUUCAAAAGUCGCACGAUGCAAUUUGGACGUAUCGACAGUAGUUACCCUAGUCCGAACACGUACACGCUGCCAUUGCCGGACGUAUAUCGGCGGUCAAAAAAAUCAGCAUUCGUCAAUAAAAACGCAUCGCGUUUCAAAGUUGUAUCUGAGGCAGUACCGGCGCCGAAUACCUAUUCGUUACCCGCGACCGGCACCUAUAAGUAUGGACAGACUGUGCACUCAACCAUACAAAAUAGGCUGCUAGAGAAGAUUGAAAGUCGAGCGCCUCCGCCCAACAGGUACUACCUAUCCGCCACUAAUGGUCCAGCCAAAACGUUUGGACAGAAAGACUGUCACAAGCGUGCCGUUUACCUGACCGUCGAAGACCUGUGGUGUUGA
Molecule: messenger RNA, 414 nt
Organism: Macrosiphum euphorbiae (potato aphid)
Lineage: Eukaryota; Metazoa; Arthropoda; Insecta; Hemiptera; Aphididae
Source: the annotation of a GenBank genome assembly